Molecule: messenger RNA, 4422 nt
Organism: Aspergillus aculeatus ATCC 16872
Lineage: Eukaryota; Fungi; Ascomycota; Eurotiomycetes; Eurotiales; Aspergillaceae
Exons: 15
Coding region: 1-4422 (1473 amino acids)
Biological process (GO): transmembrane transport
Cellular component (GO): membrane
Molecular function (GO): ATP binding; ABC-type transporter activity; ATP hydrolysis activity
Source: RefSeq, a predicted model, not a curated record
AUGAGCUCUACUGCUACAUCCGCCACUGAUCUAUGCGGCGACAAUUUGUUCGGUCCGGUCAUUCGACCAGGUUGUCGCGGAGGCUUUGACUUCACUGCUCUAUUUGAGGCAGCCAUCUUGACUAUCGCCCCUGCUGCAUGUUUUCUACUUUUAUCACCAUUCAGACUCUUCCAGCUUUACAGGCAAUCUCCUAAAGUUCUUUCUUCUAAUCUGCGUCUCCCAAUCUUAUCCCUCGCUGCUAUCUUAGCAGCCGUACAAAUUCCCCUUCUCAUACUUGUCGCAACCGAGCAUGUUCCCCAAAAACAUACGUCCCUCGCGGGUGCCAUUCUUGAACUUCUUGCUGCACUUGUUCUCGUGGCUGUUGUUGAUUUGGAGCACGUUCGUUCCAUCCGGCCGUCAUUCCUAGUCACUGCCUACCUGUUCACAGCUCUGUUAUUUGAUGUUGCCCGUGUACGCACCUCAUGGUUGGCAUCUGACAACCACUCAUAUUCCGCCUGUCUUUCAACAUCCCUCGCCAUCAAGCUACUCUUACUGGUACUUGAGAAUCUCGACAAGCGGAAAUGGCUUAUACCAAGCGAGAAAGCCAAGUCUGGGGAAAGCGUGAGCGGACCAUUCAGUCGAGGGCUAUUCACAUGGUUAAACGGGCUCUUGCGAAAUGGCUACUCAAUCAUACUCACAGGCGAUGCACUGCCCACCAUCCACGAAAAACUCCAGUCUCGUGAUCUGUCCUCCCGAUUUGCUGAGUCCUGGGCAAGCUGCAAUCAGAGUCGCAAGAAUGCUUUGUUCCUGGCUGUUAUUAGAUGCCUGCGAUGGGAGAUAGUGGGAAUUGCGUUCCCCCGUCUCUGUGUUGUAGGUUUCAGCAUUGCACAGCCAUUUCUGGUGGGGAAAGUUGUGACAGUUCUGGAGCGAACUGACUCUCUCGCUCGGGACAUGGCCUACGGUCUAAUUGGAGCUACCGCGAUUGUCUUCGUUGGGGUUGCUGUGUUCACCGCGAGCUACCAGCAUCUAGGGUACCGCGCUACAACUAUGCUACGAGGUGGCCUCAUGGCUUUGACUUAUGAACACAUGAUGAAUCUUCCAUUGGGCACCACAGACGAAUCCAGUGCCAUGUCACUUAUGGGGACCGACAUCGAGAUGCUUGCCGAAUACUUCCUGUCUACAGUAUGCGAGACAUGGGCGAAUGUCCUACAGCUGGGCCUGGCCACUUGGCUCCUGCAAACCCAAGUGGGUGCUGUCUGUAUUGCUCCUUUCGUAGUGGUAAUAUUCUUCACGGCAGCGUCGUUCGGCAUGGGAAAUGCUGUCACUGCCAGGCAAAAGACUUGGCUGCAGGCUACAGAGAAGCGCGUGAACUUUACCUCCGCUAUUCUUGGAUCUAUCCGAAAUGCGAAGUUUCUUGGUUUGUCCGAGAUUAUGGGAACCAUGAUUGAUGCUUUGCGUGAGGAAGAACUCACUAUUUCGAAGAGAUUCCGCCGGAUUCAGACAAUCCGUGUAUGCAUGGUCAACCUUCCGUCGAUCGUUGGUCAACUUGCAACAUUUGCAGCGUAUGGCAUGGUAGCUGCAGUCAAUGGAUCCGGGGGAUUCCAUGUCUCGCAAGCCAUCACAUCACUUUCGUUGGUCAACUUAUUGGUCAAUCCGCUCCAGCAACUUCUGCUGGCGAUUCCGGAUACAUUUGCAUCAAUCGGAUGUUUGCAUAGAAUACAGGACUUCCUCAGGCAACCGAGUCGCGUUGAAAAGAGGAAAUUAGCUCCGCUGCUAUCAAGUCCAGCAGCUUCGUCCCCAAGUCAAUCUGGUAUUGAGCUCUCUGCUCUCUCUUCCCCCAUCACUGGCUCUCUUUCAAAGCAGGCCGCGAUGCAUAUCUCACUGGAAAAUGUCCGUUUUGGAUGGAAGUCCUCACCACUGGACAAAUCUGGUGUUACACUGACCCUCGGGCAAUCUGACAGAGGAAACCUCGUUUCAAUUGUCGGUCCCGUCGGUAGUGGGAAGUCCACAUUUUUGAAAGGCCUUGCCGGUGAGACGCCUAUAUUGGAUGGAAAGCUCGUGAUCAGUCAUCCGGACAUAGCAUUCUGCGAACAGAUGCCAUGGCUUGCCAAUGCAUCAAUUCGGGAUAACAUUGUGGGCGACAGCGGAUCAUCCUCGUUUGACGAAAGAUGGUAUCACACAAUCUUGCAAGCAUGUGCGCUCAGCCUGGAUAUAGGGAGAAUGCCAGCAAAAGACCGGACGUUUGUAGGCAGCAAGGGGGCGAAACUGAGCGGAGGGCAAAAGCAAAGAAUUGCCAUCGCACGAGCUCUCUAUUCUCGCAAACGCAUCGCUUGUUUCGAUGACGUCUUCAGUGGUCUUGACAACGUGACUUCCCAGCAGGUAUUCACAAAUGUCUUUGGCCUGGAUGGUCUGCUACGUCAGCUGGGCUGUACCGUUUUCCUGGCCACCCAUAACACUCAGCACCUACCGCAAUCCGACUUUAUCAUUGUGCUGGGCAAUGAUGGUGAAAUUCUCGAGCAGGGCACUUAUUCCCAGCUUCGAAGUCACAUGGGAGGUUACAUUAACAAGCUUGGACUGAGCACAGGGCAGCUAGGUGACCCAGGAGCGGCUAAUACUGUUCAAUCACAGUCUGAGCUCACGACGACCACUGCAGACACUAGAACCGUCUCGGAUCCUUGCGAUGGCGACCGACAGACAACCGACACUUCUGUGUACAAGUUUUACUUUUCUAGUCUGGGUUGGCUGAGAGUAGCUACUUUUGUGUUUUUGCUGACUGUCAAUUCAGCCGUUGGCGGAUUUCUCUACAUUUGGGUAGAACGUUGGUCGAGUAGCAACGACAGUGCCUCAGGCUCGCGUUCAGGAUACUGGCUGGGAAUAUAUGCGGCAUUGGCCGCGGUUGAAGCAGGCGCGCUUGCGCUUGCUAUAUUCUGGACAUGGGUCAUCAUUGUCCCAGCUGCCUCGAAACACCUUCAUUCCACCGUGCUCCGCGCUUGCAUUAGUGCUCCCUUAUCUUACUUAUCAAAUGUCGAAACUGGAACUCUUGUAACUCGCUUCAGCCAAGACAUGCGUCUAGUAGACAUGAUUCUGCCCCGUGGGUUCAUCUCAUUAGGGUUCCAGCUCUUCAGUGCGCUCGCUCAAGGCGCCAUCACCAUCGCUUCCUUGCCUUAUAUCGCUGCGGCUCUGCCAUUCCUCAUCGCGCUGCUGGGCCUGCUUCAACGAUUCUAUCUUCGCACUUCUCGCCAACUGAGAUUGUUAGAAAUCGAGCUCAAGAGCCCCUUAUACACUCACUUCCUCGAGUCUCUCUCUGGAGUGACCACCAUCCGCGCCUUCUCAUGGACGCCCGUGGCCGUGUCUAGGAUGCUUGCUAUGCUUGACACCGCCCAAAAACCUUAUUAUCUUCUUCUGUGCAUACAACGCUGGCUCUCACUGGUGCUGAAUCUUAUAGUAGCUGCUCUAACAGUCAUCAUGGUCGGAAUAGCCGUCGGCGUUCGUCAUCAUGUCAACCCAGGUCUGCUAGGUAUUGCUCUCGUGUUGAUGGUUGAGCUGGGCCAAGUUCUAUCGGAAGUGAUCCAGAAUUGGACGCUGCUUGAAACAUCGCUGGGUGCGAUUGCUCGGAUCAAGUCGUUUUCCGAAGACACCCCCACUGAAGAAGAUCCGACUCUUGAGGCCCAUGAACCACCCGUGGGUUGGCCCAGCUGUGGUCAGAUUGAGUUUGCUGAUACGAGCAUUGCGUAUGACACCUGCGAGUCAGCAACCGCUGUGCUGAGCGACAUCCGCCUUCAAGUCCGUGGUGGGGAGAAGAUUGGGCUAUGUGGUAGGACUGGAAGCGGCAAAAGCAGCCUCGCGCUUUCUCUACUUCGCCUCAACGAGGUUGUUUCUGGUCAAAUUCUGAUUGACGGACAAGACAUCUCCCUCAUCUCCCGAUCUUCGAUACGCCAGCGCAUUAGCAGUCUCAGCCAAGAGCCCUUCCUAUUUCCAGGGACCAUUCGGCAGAAUGCGGACCCGUCCAACGCUGCUACGGACGCGGACAUUGUUGAUGCUUUGCGCUCCGUUGGAGUGUGGGAUGCACUGGCGGCGCAUCACAAAGGCUACAGCCGUGACGAAGAGGUUCUUGGCGUCAAACUAGACGACAGCAUCUUGUCAGAAGGCCAGAAGCAGCUGUUCUGUCUGGCACGGGCUCUGUUAAAGAAGAGCAAGAUUCUGAUCCUCGAUGAACCGACGAGCAGUUUGGACAAGGAGACAGAUGCUCGAGUGCAGAAGCUCAUCCGCGAGUUGUUUCGAGACUGCACGGUGAUCAUGGUCGCUCAUCGGAUCCAUACUCUACUCGACUUUGACCAGGUCGUGGUGUUGGACAGCGGACGGGUUGUCGAAGUGGGACAUCCACGCGGACUAGCCCGCAGACCCGAUGGGGCUUUCGCUAAACUGUUAGCUUUUGAGGUCUGA